UCUCUCUCUUAUUGGCUGAAUCGCCUGCGGCUUCCGACGAAUCCCUUGGAAUUUUAGCAAUAAAACCCCCCGAAAAAUCACAUUUUUUUUCCAGGUAUUUCUUCUGAGAAAUCUCCAGCGCGUUGGAUUCCCGGGCUUCUCAGAUAUGAAAAAUGUAUCAAUCAAAGCCUAUUUCUAGCUUGAAUUCGGCACACAGUAGCUUGAUGCCUCAUGAUCAGCACCUAGAAAUGGGUGGAAAUAGCUUGGGUCCUGAUAAUGGAUUGAACAACUCUAAUUCUAAUGUGUCCUCAAGGCAACGCUUGCGAUGGACACAUGAGCUUCAUGAACGAUUUGUGGAUGCUGUGACACAACUUGGUGGGCCAGACAGAGCCACCCCUAAAGGUGUCCUUAGAGUCAUGGGUGUACAAGGUCUGACUAUAUACCAUGUCAAAAGCCACUUGCAGAAGUAUCGAUUGGCAAAGUAUAUUCCAGAUUCUUCAUCUGAUGGUGUAAAAGCUGAAAAGAAAGAUUCAGGAGACAUCCUUUCAGGCCUUGAGAACUCUUCGGGUAUGCAAAUUACUGAGGCAAUUAAGUUGCAAAUGGAAGUGCAAAAACGACUUCAUGAACAGUUAGAGGUCCAAAGGCAGUUGCAACUAAGGAUUGAAGCUCAAGGCAAAUAUCUGAAGAAAAUCAUCGAGGAGCAGCAGAGGCUAAGUGGCGUGCUUGCUGAUGCACCUGGCCUUAGUAUCCGCGAUCCCAGUUCUGGUGAUCGAUGCCAGGACUCAGACAAGACUGACCCAUCAACUCCUGCUCCAACGUCAGAAUCUCCACUUCCCGACAAGGCUACAAGUGACCCCGGAGGUGCAAGUACCCUAUUCAAGUCCCUUUCUCACGACGAGUCUUUCUCCUCCCGUCGUGAGCCGCUAACACCAGAUUCCGGUGGCCGCAAUGCAUCUCCGUCCAACAGCCCAAACCACAACAGGCCAACCAAGAGACAACGAGCAACUACCGGCUCCGAGCCAACUAAACCAGAGUUGGUACUAGCACACCACAUAUUUGAAUCAAGUUCAGCCUCGGAUUUCCUCCAACCAUGCUCGAUAUACUCAUCAGGAACAUCGGCUGGUGAUGAUGAUCGGUUUGCCAAUGCUUCAGGUAGUGAUAUAUGAUGAUGAAGAGUUUAGAUACUGUACACCCGUUUAGAGGAUCAUCAACUUCCUAUCUUUGCUUGUUAAUUUCUGAUGCAUAUAUGAUGCUUCACCAAUGUAGUAAUGUAUGUUUGUAGUAAGUUUGGGUUUGUACCAUUUUCCCUUGUUUACUUCACUUCUGAUGAACAGAAAUGCCUGUAGACACAUUCUAUCUUUUCUAUGUUGUUGAUUUUAUCUUUUCUAUUCAA
Molecule: messenger RNA, 1372 nt
Organism: Dioscorea cayenensis subsp. rotundata (Guinea yam)
Lineage: Eukaryota; Viridiplantae; Streptophyta; Magnoliopsida; Dioscoreales; Dioscoreaceae
Product: myb family transcription factor PHL7
Exons: 7
Coding region: 153-1145 (330 amino acids)
Molecular function (GO): DNA-binding transcription factor activity; DNA binding
Source: RefSeq, a predicted model, not a curated record